AUGCGGCGCGUGGGCUGCCUGCUGCUGUUGGGGAGCGUCCUGCUGGCCGGGGGGGCGCCCCCCGGCCCGUGCCCGUCGGCGUGUCGCUGCCACGGCGACCUGCAGCACGUGAUCUGCGAGGGCGCGGGCCUGAAGAAGAUUCCGCGCGUGUCGGCGUCGACGCGGCUUCUCGACCUGCAGCGGAACCCGCUGGGCGGCGUGCCCGGCGGCGCUUUCGCCGACAGCGGCGGCCUGGUGUCGCUGCACAUGCAGCGCUGCCGGCUGCGCCGCCUGGCCGCCGGCGCCUUCCGGGGCCUGACGCAGCUGGUCUACCUGUACCUGUCGCACAACCGCAUCGCCGGCGUCCACCCCGAGGCCUUCCGGGACCUGGGCCGGCUGACCUACUUGCACCUGGACCACAACCGCAUCGCCGAGCUGGCCAAAGGAGUCUUCUCGCCGCUGGUCAACCUGUUCGCGCUGUUGCUGGACGACAACAAGCUGCGGCGGCUACGACCGGGGACCUUCGCCGGCGCCGGGGACCUGCGGCGGCUGCACCUGAGCGGCAACGAGCUCAGCGCGCUGGACGCCGGCUCGCUGGACGACGUGGAGAACCUGGCCGCGCUGCGCCUGGACGCCAACCGGCUGGCUUCCUUCCCCGCCGCCGCCCUGGCCGGCCUGCGCGUGGUGGAGGAGCUGUCGCUGGCCGGCAACCCCCUGGGGAGCGUCCCGGACCGGGCCUUCCUCAGCUUCGGCCGUUACCUGGAGACGCUCUGGCUGGACCGCGCCGGCCUGGAGAAGAUGUCGGACGAGGCGUUCGCGGGGGUGACGGCGCUGACCUCGCUCCACCUCGACGACAACAAACUGCGAGCGCUUCCCAGAAGCCUGGACCUGUCGCGAGUGACCAAUCUGACGGUGGCCAACAACCCCUGGACUUGCAGCUGCCAGCUGGCGCCGCUCCGCAGGUGGAUGGACGCCCACGGCCGGCGGCCGACGGACGCCCUGUGCGCCUCGCCGCCGUCGCAGCGAGGCAAGCGGGUUCGAGAAAGCGCCGUCUUCGCCGCCUGCCGGGCCGAGCCCAAGCCCAAGAAGAACAAGGCCGCCGCCGCUCGCCAGUGA
Molecule: messenger RNA, 1095 nt
Organism: Nerophis lumbriciformis (worm pipefish)
Lineage: Eukaryota; Metazoa; Chordata; Actinopteri; Syngnathiformes; Syngnathidae
Source: RefSeq, a predicted model, not a curated record